CCCCGGCCUUAGAUCCAGGCGCGGGUUUUGAAGAAAAACUGUCGCGAAGGAGUCAUGGUGCCACCGCGACCGUCUGCAGCCGCCGAAGAGCGGCAGAGAAAGCUCCAGGAGUACCUAGCAGCCAAGGGAAAGCUGAAGUGCCAAAACACCAAGCCUUACCUAAAAGCCAAGAGUAAUUGUCCGAAUCCUCCACCUUCUAAAUCUACUAUUCUACCCAAAAAGAAUAUUACCAGUAAUGUUGCUUUGCCUGUCAAAGCUAGAAGACCUGUCAGCACUGAACUCCAGCCCAGACCUGCCAAUAUCACAGAAUCCCAGAAGCCAAAGUUGGAGCCACCAAAACUACUGGGCAGAAGGCUGACUUCAGGAUGUGUUUCUUCGAACUCAAACUGUAAGCCUUCCAACAAUAGUCAACAACAGCAUGAAGCUGGAUCAUCCACCACUGGAGAACUGUCUAGAAAAACCAUGGGGACACUUACUAUACAUGAACUGAAAACUGCAAAGCAGCUGGUAGCCAAUCAAGGAAAUGCUAAGUGUACAGAUUCUGUGGACCCUAACCAUGUUGAAAAUGAAUCCUUAGACUGCUUUCUAAAAGAGAUAAACAAAGAGAACUUGCCCCAAACCUCACCAGACUCUGAAAGGAAGCCAAAUCCUGAAUUAUGGACAAUAGGUAAGCCAAAGACUAACUCUUAUAAUCAAACCAAGAGCAGUUUGGCUCCUAAACCAGGCUUGGGCAAAAGUUCAGGGAAUGGUGCUAUUCUGAAAGACCGAGUUAAUAAACAGUUUGUUAGAAAAACACAAAUUAGAAUUCCACCAGUAAAGUCACAGCAACUCUCUAGAGGAACAAAUCUUGCAAGACCAGGAGAAAAACUGAAGACAGCUCCCUAUCACUAUGUUCAGACCCUUAGUAGGACUCGAGCCUCAAAGAAACCAGUGGUCAAGGACAUAAAGGAUAUAAAGGUUAAUAGGGAUAAAUCUGACAGACCAAAUGAAACUAAGGUACAGUCACACACUGUUACUGAACAGAAAGGAAAACACACCAAACCCCAGACAUGCCCCAGGGUGCUUCCGGGAAGCUGUAACAACAGACAUCCAAACAUUAAACAAGGUCAGAAAUCCACUCAACCUGGUUUUAGACUUCGGACAUCAUGUGCCCUGCAAAACUCAAAAGCCACAAGCCAAAGGCCUAAUUUGACAGUUGGCAGUUUUAAUUCUGUCGUUCAAAGCACCCCUAACAUAAGAGCAAAUGGAGCCAAUGGGAAUAAAUACAGCAACAGCUGUCAACAGAAAGCACAGACUUUGGACUCCAAGUUGAAAAAGACUCUUCCCCAGAACGAUUUUCUUAAUAAGACAGCUCCUAAAACUCAAGCUGGUAACAAAACCAUACAUGGAGGAAGAGUUCCAAAUGGAACCCAAACUAACCCAAAUAUUAAGAAGAAGAUCACAGCAGAGGAUCGAAGGAAACAGCUGGAAGAAUGGCAGAAAUCUAAGGGGAAAAUCUAUAAACGGCCUCCUAUGGAACUUAAAACAAAAAGAAAAGUAAUAGAGGAAAUGAAUAUUUCAUUCUGGAAGAGUAUGGAAAAAGAAGAUGAAGAAAAGAAAGGACAACUUGAACUGUCCAAUAAAAUUAACAACACUCUAACAGACUGUCUGCAGUUCAUUGAAAGGGGUGUACUUUCUAAUGAAAUAUUUACCAUAUUGUCCAGUAUUCCUGAGGCCGAAAAAUUUGCUAAAUUCUGGAUCUGCAAAGCAAAGUUUUUGGCAAGCAAAGGGACCUUUGAUGUUAUUGGGCUGUACGAAGAGGCCAUUAGAAACGGGGCAACACCGAUACAAGAGUUACGAGAAGUUGUUCUUAAUAUUUUGCAAGAUACAAACAGAACCACAGAAGACACAGGCGUUCCCUCUGACUCUUCAGUUGCCGAAACGAAUAUAACAUCAGUAGAAGAGCCGGCCAAUAAAACAGACUCUGAAAAGCCUUGUCUUUCUGUAGAAGAGAGAGAACAGGUUACAGCAACACCCCAAAUAACCAAGACAGAACAGGAUGACCAUCCUGGUAUCAAAUUACAGGUGGCCCCCAUCCCUAGAAUGAGCGGAAUGGCGGAAGUGCAGGACAUGAAGCUGGUCACUCCCGUGCGGCGCUCGGCGAGGAUUGAGCGGGCCGUGUCCCGCUACCCGGAAAUGCUGCAGGAACACGACUUGGUGGUGGCUUCUCUUAAGGAGCUGUUAGAAGUGGAAGAAACAGAUUGUUUUAUAUUCCGUAAAAACGAGGCUUUGCCUAUCACGUUAGGGUUUAAAAGCCUCGAGUCGUAAUUUCUUAAUGCCUUGGAAAAAAUGUUUCAGAGGCUCCAUGAAACAAGAAAUAACCUGCAUCCGGGUGACCUGGAAAAAAACUAUAUAACAAACAGGCAGAUUAUGGGCUCUCAGGAUUUAGUAAUUUGCUGGCUUACUCUCAAAUUUAAUAUCCCCAUGGGACUCUUUGGUUGAUUGGUGUAAGACUGUGUGCCACAGUUGUCUAACAUAAACUUUAAACUAUUGAAUAUUAA
This is a messenger RNA of Suricata suricatta (meerkat), 2540 nucleotides long. It is a transcript of the gene CKAP2L, whose product is annotated as cytoskeleton associated protein 2 like. Lineage: Eukaryota; Metazoa; Chordata; Mammalia; Carnivora; Herpestidae. The record is from RefSeq and is a predicted model, not a curated record. Gene Ontology annotation, cellular component: cytosol; centrosome; mitotic spindle. The transcript has 9 exons. Bases 55 to 2307 code for a protein of 750 amino acids.